Molecule: messenger RNA, 1243 nt
Organism: Pistacia vera
Lineage: Eukaryota; Viridiplantae; Streptophyta; Magnoliopsida; Sapindales; Anacardiaceae
Exons: 3
Coding region: 162-1016 (284 amino acids)
Source: RefSeq, a predicted model, not a curated record
AUAAACCAUAUUCUCUUGUCGAGCUCUUUUGCUUCAUUUCCAAACCCCAAAAUCUUCAUGUUGUUUUCCUUUCUCUUGCUCUAUUCAGUUCUUGCUUAUUGUCUCGCUUUCUGCGAUCGGCACAUGUCCAUAUAUCUUUCUUGAAAUUAAAGAAGAAGAAGAUGAAGAGCAAGAUGGGGAAACUUCAUGAAGAUAAUAGGAAUAUUAGGGCUCUUGGAAAGAAUUAUGAUAACUACAUGGAGUUGCAGGAUAACCUUGAAGAGAAGAUUUCUGUGUUUUACGUUCAAGAUAUCGAUGAGGCUUGUCGUGCUGGUGACGGUGGUGAUGAUUUUGGAUCCGAAAAUGGUGAUUUAGAGGAGAAAAUUAUCUACUGGGAAACUCAAGAGGCCUUGCUUCAGGAAAUUCUGGAGCGCAAUAGCUUAACAGGUCAAAAGCUGCGACAAGAGGUUAUGAGAAUCGUUGAGCUUUCAAGAGAAAGAGAGUUUUGCCGCUGCUCGAAGCCAAGCUCUAAUGGCGGGUGCACUCACUGUUUGAGAAGAUUAGUAGUGAAUUUGCUUCGUGAUAAGGGAUUCAAUGCCUCUCUCUGUACAUCCCAGUGGAAACGCACCAAAAAGUAUCCUGGAGGGAGACAUGAGUACAUUGAAAUAUUAACAAUCGCCUCCGGACGCACGAAGCAACUGCCAUUAGUAGUCGAAUUGGAGUUCCGAGACCAGUUUGAGAUAGCUAAAGCUUGUGACGAGUACGGAAAACUCGUGGCACAAUUACCAGAAUUCUACAUAGGAAAACCUAAGUACCUGAGCACCAUUGUUCGAAUUCUUUGUGAAGCUGCCAAGAAAUCCUUGAAGGAGAAGAAAAUCCAUAUGGGACCUUGGAGAAAGAGAAGUUUCAUGGAAAUGAAAUGGUCAUACUCUUUGAAGCAGCGUUCUGUUGAUGAAUCAUUGAACAAUUUGAUAUCUCCGGGACUCCAUGAAAAUCGCUUACACUUAUCAGCAGCUCCAAUUGUGAUUGUCACCUAAUUAAAUUUCUCGUUGGAGUUAGACAAGUUUUGGUCCGAAAUUUUUCCUCCCUUUUGGUUUGACAGAGAGAGUUACAAUAAUAAUAAUAAUAAUAAUAAUGUAUGAUAAUGUAUAUAAAAAUUUUAAUUUGGCUCUUUUUUAUAAGAGCUUGCGGCAGGUUAUAAAAUUAUUUUGUAUAAAGUUAACAGAAGGGAGUUGGGUAAUUUACAUAAAUAUGUUAUUUUUUU